AUCUUCGUCAAGACCCUCACUGGCAAGACCAUCACCCUGGAGGUCGAGCCCAGUGACACCAUUGAAAACGUCAAGGCCAAAAUCCAGGAUAAAGAGGGCAUCCCCCCCGACCAGCAGCGUCUGAUCUUUGCUGGCAAGCAGCUUGAAGAUGGUCGCACCCUCUCUGACUACAACAUCCAGAAAGAAUCUACCCUGCACUUGGUCCUGCGUCUCCGUGGAGGCAUGCAGAUCUUCGUCAAGACCC
Plectropomus leopardus (leopard coralgrouper) is the source of this 244-nucleotide messenger RNA. NCBI's taxonomy places the organism in Eukaryota, Metazoa, Chordata, Actinopteri, Perciformes, Serranidae. The record is from RefSeq and is a predicted model, not a curated record.